This is a messenger RNA of Zingiber officinale, 579 nucleotides long. RefSeq names its product transcription factor ILI5-like. The coding region runs from base 159 to 425 and encodes 88 amino acids. Gene Ontology annotation, biological process: regulation of growth; regulation of DNA-templated transcription. The transcript has 2 exons. Gene Ontology annotation, molecular function: protein dimerization activity. NCBI's taxonomy places the organism in Eukaryota, Viridiplantae, Streptophyta, Magnoliopsida, Zingiberales, Zingiberaceae. The record is from RefSeq and is a predicted model, not a curated record.
UCUUUUAAUUUGGUGCCUACUUCUCCAUCAGUUUAAGGGUAGGGCUGGCCCUUUCAUCUCUUAUAAAGCUCUCGUCAGACCCGAUCUUCCCCCUUCGUCUUCUUCCAGGACACUUAAUUCACCAUUUUGGUCACCGUUUGCUAUUGCUAAAGGCCAAGAUGUCUGGCAGAAGGUCCAGGAUCUCAGAGGAAGAGAUCAACGAGCUCAUUUCCAAGCUUCAGAUUCUUCUUCCGGACAACUACCAUCAUCGUCAUCGAGGCUCAAGCAGAGCUUCGGCAGCUACCCUCCUGAAAGAGACCUGCAACUACAUCAAAAGCCUCCACAAGGAAGUCAGUGAACUCAGUGGUCAGCUCUCUGAACUGAUGGCGGCGACAGACUUCAACGGUGCCCAGGCAGAGGUCCUGCAGAGCAUCUUCCGUUCCUGAAGAACCAUAGUCAAUUAUUAAUUAGGCCAGCGUCUAGCUACUAGCAUAAGGUCUUCAACAGAUUAACAUCUUUUUACCACGAAGAUUGCAAUAUAGCUAGUAAAACUAUGUAAUGUAGUAGCUAGUACUGGCAAUAUCAUUAUUAAUGUUACAA